CAACUGGAAAGUCCAGCCGGGGGAGUGUACAAGUGCUCAACUGUCUUGGGUCUUCCCUCUGCACGCGAUGACCAUCUCUACUCCAAACAUCACGACCGUCCGAGCUUGACGACAUUCAGUUGAAUUCAAUCCAAUGUCCAUGAUCAUUGGCAUCCGCGACGCCGGGUCGACCGGUGCAGUGGCGGCAGCCGACAUCAACGGCGGAAUCUACUCUCCGGCUAAGGAGAAAGCCGCCGCCAGAGGCGUCUACACCGGCCGCUCCCAGCUCAUUCGGCGGCUCCGAAGCCUGGUCUGCGCGGCUAAGCUCAAGCUCGUUGUGUGCCUUGUCAUCUUCUCCGUCGUCGUUUUGGUCACCUCCAGGCUUAGUUCUGUGAUGGGUUGGGUCCCUCCCCACCCUAACCCCACCACCAGUUCUAGAGGAGGUGGAUAUACGGUGCUUAUGAACACAUGGAAGCGAAGCGAAGCUUUGAAGCAAUCAAUUGGGCACUAUGCGUCGUGUGGUGGCGUUGAAGCAAUUCAUGUGGUGUGGAUGGACAGCGAACCACCCUCAGAAUCUAUGAAAUCCCAUCUCGAAAAGAUGGCAUUUUCAAAGUCACAAGCAGCGAAAAAACCCAACUUUAAGUUUAACAUGAGCCAAGACGACGAUUUGAACAAUCGGUUUAAGCCAAUUCAGGACCUUAGAUCAGACGCCAUAUUCUCUGUUGAUGAUGAUGUAAUAGUCCCCUGUUCCACUUUGGAUUUUGCUUUCACGGUCUGGCAAUCUGCACCCAACACUAUGGUUGGGUUUGUUCCUCGCAUGCAUUGGCUUGAUAAGGAGAAGAGUGGCGUAGAGAAAUAUACGUAUGGGGGGUGGUGGUCGGUUUGGUGGAUGGGCACAUAUAGUCUGCUUCUUCCCAAAGCUGCAUUCUUUCAUAGGAACUACUUGAAUUUGUAUACCAACAAUAUGCCCUCAUCUAUCCGUGAUUAUGUCACCAGGGAGAGAAACUGUGAAGAUAUUGCUAUGUCAUUGCUUGUCGCUAAUGCCACCGGUGCUCCUCCAAUUUGGGUGAAAGGGAAGACAUAUGAGAUUGGAUCAUCUGGAAUGAGCAGCAUGAAAAGGCACAGCAAGAGGAGGAACAAGUGCCUCAACGAUUUCAUCUCCCUAUUCGGAAGAAUGCCGCUUGUAUCAACCAACGUUAAGGCUGUAGACACGAGGCUUGAAUGGUUCUGGUAACUUGAGUUGUAUGUAUAAUUUGCUUUCCCCACCUGUAGUUUAGUGUCUGUAUAGACUGUUGGGACAUGGUACCUACAAGGACGUAAUCUCUAACUCUGAUAUGGACAUGACAUUGCUCCACAACCAGAAUCCACAAUCCAGAAUGUUUGUUUGAUGAGCCA
Prunus mume (Japanese apricot) is the source of this 1374-nucleotide messenger RNA. RefSeq names its product glycosylinositol phosphorylceramide mannosyl transferase 1-like. Lineage: Eukaryota; Viridiplantae; Streptophyta; Magnoliopsida; Rosales; Rosaceae. Gene Ontology annotation, cellular component: membrane. Gene Ontology annotation, molecular function: glycosyltransferase activity. The record is from RefSeq and is a predicted model, not a curated record.